CUGGUGAAUAUGAUGUUUCAGCCAACUCACAAAUGGCGGCGCUAACAGACUUUCCUGUGGAACCAUUGGAUCUUUUGGUGCCAAGUUUAGAGGAAUUGGCAAAAGUCUUCAAAGACGGCUUGAAGAAGAAUUUUUGUGAAGUCGACGUUGACGUAGUGGAUUGUCCCAACCUGCAGAAUUCCCCAUGGAACUUGGCAGCUUCAGGAAUCUGUGGAAAUGCAAAGAUAGCAGAUAUUGGUGGACCAGCCUAUUUACUUCCACUUGCUCAGCUUGACAAGGUUUAUGACAUGAACAUCAUUGCAGAGAAAGCUGGUUGUCCGGGUGGAUUUUGUAUUGGUGCAGGAGCUGGAAACAGUCAUUAUGUUGGAGUUAAUAGUGAAAUGAUUGCAAAUAUAUGUACAAAAUCAAACAAAAGUCCAGAGGCUGUAAUUGGAAGCAGAAUAUCUAAAGUUCACAUGGAGGAUGAAUCCUGUGUGCUGCAGGACUAUAAAUGUUGUGACUUUGCACUCAUGGCCAAUGUCCUUAUUUCCGAGGGAAAACCUGGUCAGGUUCUUAGAGUCAAAGCUUCCAAGAGGACAGGAAAAGACAACUUCAUAACCUCUAUGAGAACAGCUUUAGCUGCCAAAUAUGGUGAUAAGAGUGUAGGGUUAGGUGGUGUGUUUGUCAUUGAGAAAGGAAAGGCAAAGUUUCACAUAAUGCCAGACUUCUCCAAAACUCCUCUUAAAACUGAUGGGGASGUAAACAACUGGCUGAAGUUUUACGACAUGUCCGCACCUCUUGUUUGCGUUGGUGUGUUUGAGAGUCAUGACCCGGGCCUUGAUCUCCGUAUCGAGCACUUUCAUGGAUACGGUAACCAUGGCGAGGGUGGUCACUAUCAUUAUGACGUCACCCCUGACGACGUGCAGUAUGUUGGUUAUUUCACCCCGGCAACCYGUCUCUACAGGAUGGAUAAACCCCCUUCCCAAAGAAAAUUUGGAGCUGAUUAAAAGUUGAAGAAAGAAAAGAUAAUUCAGUAAAGUAGGAUUUUUUCAAUUGUCGAGAAUGACAGACCAGUAUUUCCAGGAUUGCCCUGGCCAAAUGAAAGAUCGAUUAGCAAAUAAAUAAUCUAUUGUAACUGUUUUUGAUGCAUGCUACUCGAUGGCYGACUGCAACUGACCAAUAAAAACACUGAUUUCAACUACAAGGAAUGUUGAAGAAAACCGA
Exaiptasia diaphana is the source of this 1203-nucleotide messenger RNA. Its product is annotated as ester hydrolase C11orf54 homolog. Lineage: Eukaryota; Metazoa; Cnidaria; Anthozoa; Actiniaria; Aiptasiidae. Gene Ontology annotation, molecular function: zinc ion binding; hydrolase activity, acting on ester bonds. The coding region runs from base 33 to 986 and encodes 317 amino acids. The transcript is spliced from 9 exons. The record is from RefSeq and is a predicted model, not a curated record. Gene Ontology annotation, cellular component: nucleus.